AUGGCCAACGUCCUUCUUGCACAUCGUGUCAUGGAAGCGGCGAAUUUUGCGAGUACACAAGCCAGGAAAGCAACCGAAAGUAUACCACCGAGCAAGCGCUACGUUGAGGCGCUUCAGGAGCGCAUCAAGGCUCUCGAGUUACAAUUAGAACGAUUCGAGCAAGGCAUUGGAUGCCACGACCUAGGAGAUACAAAUAAUUUUGAAGAAGGUCAAAGCCACUCGGAGGUUGAGUCGCUUUCUGAUGAGGCGGCUUCUACCCAUCGGUCACCUAUAAAAGAUAUCAGUGACCGACUUGGCAAUCUUAACAUUGGCGAGGAUGGACAAAUCCACUAUUUUGGGUCACGAAGUAACUUCUCGUUACUUAAAAAUAGUCCUGCGGCCAGCUCAACUGUAUCUUCACACGAGCUAGAAAGGCAGGCCGCUUAUACGCUCGAAAGAUUAGACCUUAGGGUCGAGAUAUCCGACGAGUUGCGAGACCACUUGCUAGACAUUUUCUGGAGCUGGCAGAACACCUGGCAGUACGUUGUCGUCAAAGACUUAUUCCUCGAGGAUCUUUGUAUUAGUCACUCCGGCCAGUAUGCCACUCCUCUUCUCCUAUCAUCAGUGUUAGCUCUGGCAGCCCGAUAUUCGGAUCGCAUAGAGUUGCGGACUGAUCCUCUGAAUCCUAACACAGCAGGAGAUGAGCUUGCUGAACAAGCCAAAAUGAUUCUGUUCUAUGAGAGCCAAGCGCCCAAGAUCACAACGAUCCAGGCAGCUGCGCUUCUUUCUCUUCGUGAGACAGCUACUGACAAAGAGGCACUUGGUUGGAUGUAUUGCGGAAUGGCAACCAGGAUGGCUUUCAAUCUUGGGCUCCACUUGGAUUGUACCGACUGGUGCAAGAAUAGCCAUAUCACUAAACAAGCCGCUGAAUUUCGAAGCGUUGUUUGGUGGGCUUGUUAUGUGCUGGACAAAUUGUUCAACGUUGGACUUGGUCGCCCCUCGACGAUUCAAGAGAUGGAGAUCUCAGCCGCCCUCCCUUCUCCUCAACAUGAUGCUGAAUUUGGGCCUUGGAGCGCGACAUCUCCGGUGGACCAGCAUCUAUUUUUCUCUAGCAGUUAUGUAAUCUCCAAUGUCAGAGCAACGGUGAAGCUUUUCAAAAUCACGUCAUCUGCUCUCGAUGAAAUUUACCGACCGAGUAGUCUACGCUCGAGCUUCCGUGCGGCAGAUCUCGUUACCAAAACACAUGUCGACCUAAUGGAGUUCCAAACCCAUCUUCCAACUUGCCUCCGUCUCUCAGCAUCUCCGUUAACACCUACCUUACCUCAUGUUUAUCUACUCCAUUUGCAGUAUCACGUUGCCGUAAUUCUUCUGCAUCGACCUUUUAUUCGAGUGCGGAGGAACAGGUCAAAUUCAGGGGCAUUUCAACCUGCGACAGGCUCAACCCAUCUUCACCAAUGUAACCUAUCGGCGCAGUCCAUCACCAGCAUCUUCAAGCUUUAUCGCAAACAUUACAGCCUGCGAAGGAUUCCGAUUUCAGCUGUACACUGUGCUUUCACUGCAGCUAUAAUCCUUCUGCUCGAGACAACGAUCUCUCAUGUGAGCGAACGGUGUCGAGCUCUUGCCUCUCUAAAGAUUCUAGCCGAAGUAUUGACUGAUAUGAGCAUCGCGUGGGCGUGGAGUCGGCGCGCACUUCUCGCGAUACGCCAACUGGCCAAAGAAUGGUCUGCUUGCGAAGACACGAUAGAUGCACUUGGUAUCAGCGAGGCGGCGAGUGACAGUAGAACUGAAGAUGUGGUGUCUGACGUUUCACAAGUGUUCAACAUCUGGGAUCCUAGUGUUUCCCUCUGGAGCUCACAGGACCCACAGAGCCUUGAUGGGGACAUCCCUUUCUUAAUCACCGAUGAGCUGGAUUAUCAGAACUGGGUCGGUACAUUCAUGGAUGAAUCGCACUUCUCAGGCAAUGGUUUAUGA
This is a messenger RNA of Fusarium sp. VM40, 1950 nucleotides long. NCBI's taxonomy places the organism in Eukaryota, Fungi, Ascomycota, Sordariomycetes, Hypocreales, Nectriaceae. The record is from the annotation of a GenBank genome assembly.